AUGUGGUCCUACCUUGACGGAUACAAUGUGUCGAUCCUGGCCAUUCCAGCCUACUUCAUGCUCUGCGUCUUGCCGCGUGCUUUGGCCAUUGUCAUUGCUGCUCGAGGCAGACUGCCCACCUGGGACACGUCCAACACGCACUCCAGCGAUGUGAGAGCGCAGUUGAAGCAGCGGAUGCCAGCAGAGACGUACACCAUGUACGAGAGGAUGACUGCGUGCUAUGACGGUGGAAUGGAGCAUCUCGCGCUGUUCAUUGGAGCGGUUAUCUCGGGCAACAUGGCUGGGCUGCAGCACGGGGACCUCUACGUGUUUGUGUCGUGGUUCCUCGCUGUUCGUGUUGCGCACAUGGUGAUUUGCAUGACUGCGUCGCCCCGGGCCGCCGUGGCCAUUGGCAGUGUGCUGUGGAUUGGGCAAUUCUGGCUGUGCCUCGGUAUCCUGGUCCGUUCCGCCCAAGCCAUGGGUGCCGAGGAAUGA
Exserohilum turcica Et28A is the source of this 474-nucleotide messenger RNA. RefSeq lists its product as uncharacterized. Bases 1 to 474 code for a protein of 157 amino acids. Gene Ontology annotation, cellular component: membrane. The record is from RefSeq and is a predicted model, not a curated record. The transcript is spliced from 3 exons. NCBI's taxonomy places the organism in Eukaryota, Fungi, Ascomycota, Dothideomycetes, Pleosporales, Pleosporaceae.